UUUACAGAAACUCCCGGGCAGGACUUUGUGACGUUUGACUAUCGCCUCCGCUACUAUCCCAGCAUCACCUACGCCGUCAUCGGCAGCGCCGUCAUCUUCGUCCUGGUGGUGGCUCUGCUGGCCUUGGUCCUUCACCACCAGAGGAAACGGAGCGUCCUGUUGCCAAGAGGAGUGAGAGGGAGCUCCCACAGCCACCAUCACCACCAGCCGCUCCUCUUGUCCCGCCUGGUCAUCCUUGACCGAGGCCACGUGCACGCGGCGGGCCCGGGUCUCUCCCCUGGCUCUGCCAGUGCGACAGGCCAGUGCGGCUCAUCAUCACAGGCGCUGCAGUUCCUGUCUGGAACGCCUUAUCCCUCCACGCUCUCCAUGGACUCGCCUCCGUCAUACUCAGAGGCUGUUCUGGAUGUCAGUCGACCUCCAUGGUUUGAUCUCCCUCCUCCACCUUACCUUCAAGAUGGAGAACUUCCUUCAGAAGGCGAGCUUCCUCAAUACGACGGUCCGCAGAGCCCUGAGAACCCCUCUACAUGCCACCCGUCAGCACCCUCCACAUCCUUAAAUGUGGCCUCAGGAAAGCAGUCGAGUGUCGACCCCACAGAGGAGUCAGACCAGCUGUAGCCCCUCUCCUUUAGACUCUGCUGUAGGUCUGGGAGCCUGCAGGACGUAUGCAUUUGGCUGCAGGGUCAGACGUAGGCAAAGACCUAGUUGAGGAAAUUCAACAAUCAGUGAAAGACUUAAGUGUCCUCAACCAGCUGCCUAAAAAUCAGUUUGUUGACUGGCUGACUGAGCUUGUAUGAUGGCUCCCCCUGUUGGCAUGCUGGCUACAUUACACUGUGGUCUGCUUUGUUUUCAUCAGUUGAUUUGGAGUCAGCUAAACUCAACUGAAUUGUGCCCCCUGUUGAAGAGAAAGUGUGGGUUUUACCUACCAGUGACCAUUGCCUGCAUCUGUAAUGAUGAAAAUCCUAAUCAGCCACUCAUCAACAAAUCUCUGCAGUGAUUGGUGUGAAAUGGAACUAAUGGAAAACAUAAUAUUCUGCUGAUAUUUCUAAUUGAUCAUUCAAAAUGAUCGAAAAAAAAGAUCAGCAGAGGUUCAUUUUCUUUAUUGUUUGUUACAAAGGUACCUGGUGUUAUUUGAUUGAAAUUCCGGAUUAAAAUGUAAAUGUAAAAAGGACCAUUGGGAUGUUCCAAAUUUAGUUUUUACCUUGAGUUUGACAAAUCAUUCCUUUAAGCCGAAAAGCCACAUCUGAAGGGCUAAACGUGCUUCUCUUUCAUAUCUGUCUGAAGACCAAUUAUUCUCUUAGGUGAAGGCAAAAUAACUGAUACAUAGGAUUUUGUCGAGCCCUUUUCCUUUGCUGGUACGUUUGUAAAACGUUUGUAAAAAUGUAUCUUUGGGCACAAACUGCCUGUUUAAAGCAAACAAGAACAGCAGCCUGAUCUGACAUAUUAGAUUGAACAGUGAACUUAUGAGAUGAUUAUACUUUUUCUUUUUUAAAUUUCAAAAUGAUGUACAUAACUAAUUGUGUGUGUCUUUUGUAGUUUUAGAGUGGACUGUUAAGUUACUGUUGAAAUGCAUAUCUGAAGGAUCUGUGUUCUUUUGUGGUGUAUUUAACACUGUACAUAUGAGAUGCGCUGGCAAAUAAAUCUAUUUAAAGCAGAUAACCACUUUGUGUGUAAGUUGAUGGAUAGAAUUGUAACAAGUAGAAAGCAGCUGUGAUUUGCAUCUUUAUUUUUUCUGCAAACUGUAGCGAUAACAAAGGUACAGAAAGAAAUAAACAAUCAAACCAAAGAACAAGAUCACUUCUGCUUUUGCAAUGUAUUACCAACCAAAGGAACAAUUAUGUUUUUGUGCCUUCAUUUUAGAAACACGUUUUAAUGCUUGUGUUAUGCAGAAUUCAUGCCAUUUGCUGUAAAACUGGAAAGUAUUUCUCAGGACAAAACAACAUCAGCAUUUAUAUUUUGGUUUUGAUUUAAAGAACACUUAUUUUUGUGUAAAUCUUGUCUGAUUUGCUGUCACGUGUUUGUGAAUUUGUCCACUGUAGUCCUGCUUUCAAGUAAUACAAAUUUCUGACUCU
This is a messenger RNA of Menidia menidia (Atlantic silverside), 2069 nucleotides long. The record is from the annotation of a GenBank genome assembly. NCBI's taxonomy places the organism in Eukaryota, Metazoa, Chordata, Actinopteri, Atheriniformes, Atherinopsidae.